GUGUUGAAGACCCAUUUGGGUCUCUCGAGCCAAGAUGAAGUUGACCAUAUUAUUAUGGUCCCUAACGGGGGUGUUCUGCUAUGUUCCACCAGGAAAGGACACGAUUUUGUCGGGAAUAUUCCUUCGCGAUCUAGUAAAUCGUUUAAAUUCUAAACAGAUGUCGGACAUGUCUUAUUUGGACUUGAACGACGGUUUGCCUUUAGAUGGUCGUUCACUAACACGAGGAUUGGAAGGUGAAAGGAUGUAUCCUUUGGACUACGAUAGUCUGGGGGACAUCAAUAUCCAUCCUAGUAUCAGAGAUCAAGAAUUUCUACAGCAUAGUAGUUUAUGGAGUAACCAGUACGUGUCUGGUGCUGGAGGAGACGGCCACCAACUUUUCAGGCCUGAGGGCAUCAAGAAUAAACAUGAAGUUAAAACCGAUACUCUGCCCGCUUAUUGUAAUCCUCCGAAUCCCUGUCCAGUUGGAUAUACCGCUGAGAAUGGUUGUAUUGAAGAUUUUGAAAACAGUGCUUUAUACAGCCGCCACUAUCAGGCAGCGCAGGAUUGUAUGUGUGACACGGAACAUAUGUUCCACUGUCCAAAUCCUGCUGGUUCAAUGGUGGAUGAUUCCAUGGAAGGCAUUGACGAUAUGGAAUUCAACAGAUUUCUUCAACAUUCUUUCAAGUUGAAUCCCGGAUUUCAACAUAAGAAUUUGGUGGCCAAAAAGUUUCAAGGAUAUGAAGAGACUGCGAGGGAGAAUCCCUUUUUGACAGGAGAGAAAUUGCCAGUGGCCGCCAAGAAAGGCAACAAAGUACAGCUAUAUUAAAUGAGGAUCUCUUCUUGUUGACACCUAGACAGUCAACAAUACCCUGACCAGGACAUUCUCUAAGUUUAUAAAAAUGUGGUUAUUUCAUACAAACAGAGAGAGGACGCGCAAGGACCCAAAUAAAUGAGAAUUUUAUAAUUUUUUGUUUUGCAAAUGUUGGUUACGUAAGCUUGAAAGGGCUGUUUUGAAACAUUUUCCCCGAUUAUUUAAUUAUAACCUAGGGAAUAAUUGUCGGAAAACAUUUCAAGAAUCUUCAUAAAUGGUUAUGUAAUCCACAUUUCCCUCCCUCCUUAAGAUUUUCAUUUUUUUGGUCGUAACACUAGGCAGCCGGAUAACCACAAUUUUAUAAAUUUUGAGAAUAUUCUAGGCAAUUAUAUAACGACAAGGCUAUUAAAACGGACUAGCGAGAUGGAACUACGCACUUCUAUUGAAUAGAUAGUAGUAACCCUUAAAUGUUUAGACCUAAGGCUAUGUUUGUGUAAUGCAGACAAAACAUCUUGUUUUUAAUAUAUAAAAACAUAUCAAAUGACCAGCAUAUUAAAGGCCCUUUUGAUUUUGGUUAUAGUAUUUUGUUUACCCUAAACUACAACGCUAAAUUUAAUACUAUUAACCGAAAUCUCAUAAUUAUGAAAUAAACAAAAAUGUGAAGUCCCUUGACUUGAAACUCUUUCUCCAACUCUAAUAAGGCCAAAGGUGUUAAAACUCACAAACUAAGAUCUUUGUUUUGACGUUGUUAAAGUUUGACGAUGUUGAGCUAAGGGAUUUCAUAAUAAACUUCACGAGAAUACUUUAACAUUCUUACGUAUUAUAGAUAAGAGCACUCCUUGCACAAAGUGGAUAAAACAUUAAAUGACACCUUGCACAUUAAUUGUGAAAAUUGAUGUAAAAAUACAUUUUAUUAGCUGAGGCUUUGGAUGUAUGACUAACUUAAAACUUUUCAUGUCGAAUCUCUAAAAAAUAUUUAAUUAUAAGGAUAUUAUGUAACCAAUAUAACCAAUAAAUGUUUAUUCAACAAGCUGCUUGGACAUUGUAAGCUGUCAGUCCUGCGCUGAUUUGAAUGAAAUAAAAUAUUGUCUUCAAUGUGGUA
This is a messenger RNA of Aethina tumida (small hive beetle), 1892 nucleotides long. RefSeq lists its product as uncharacterized. Gene Ontology annotation, molecular function: enzyme regulator activity. Gene Ontology annotation, biological process: regulation of hormone secretion; neuropeptide signaling pathway. Lineage: Eukaryota; Metazoa; Arthropoda; Insecta; Coleoptera; Nitidulidae. The record is from RefSeq and is a predicted model, not a curated record. The coding region runs from base 35 to 805 and encodes 256 amino acids. The transcript is spliced from 7 exons. Gene Ontology annotation, cellular component: secretory granule.